Didymodactylos carnosus is the source of this 601-nucleotide messenger RNA. NCBI's taxonomy places the organism in Eukaryota, Metazoa, Rotifera, Eurotatoria, Philodinida, Philodinidae. The record is from the annotation of a GenBank genome assembly.
AUGCAAUGCAUUCCUGUUCAAAUUGAUGAACCAUUCGAUGAUGAACCAAAAGCAGCAAACUUACCAUUUUCAAAGACAGUCAUGUUUAAAAGAAGCGAUGGAAAAGAAAUUGAUCUAUUAGCGAUUACAGCUACUGAUAUGACAAAACCAACUUUAUAUGUGACAACAAUGAUGAAUUCAGUGUUUAUUGAUUACGAUGAUCUGCAAGGCUUGGAUCAAUACAAUGCUGAUAAUGAUGAACGAGUCAUAAUCAUGCGAGGUAAGAUAAAUUUACUCCCCCAACGAGCCACACACUUUAGCUACCUUUUCACGGGGAGUUUAUCUAUGUAAGAAUAUCAAUCUCGCACUGUAACCCCUUGCGAGAUUUGGUCCUGCUAAAAACGAUUUUCGUCCGGAGCCUUUUUUCUUCCUUACUUUUAACGUAAGAAACCAAAUCCUCUCCUAUUCCCUACUCUUAAUGGUUAAUUCAAGAGUGAACGCUCUUUUUUUUCUAUUUUUAGAAGCGGUUCGAACAAAAUUCAGAUAUGAUGAUGAAACAAUGAACAUGCACUGGACAGCAAUACAUGAUUCUAUAUUGAGCAAGCGUAGAAGACCAAAACCC